GCUCCAUCGGCUUCAGUAUCCACGCGCGCGCCUGUGUCCUACACCACUUCAGGUCCUUCCUCGACAUCGUCAUCAUCAGCAGCAGCUGCAGUAGUACCCCCACCACCGCCACGUCCGCGGUCAUCGCUGGCGCUGCUCCCAAGCACGUUGUCGUUUCUGCCCAAUCCCAUGGAAAUCCCCGAAGACUCUGUCGUGAUGGGCGCCGACAUCGACCGGGACUUGGCGACCCAGUGGAUCUACCCAAGCAACUACCCCGUCCGCGCGUAUCAGCAGUCGAUUUCCCGCGCGGCGUUGCUGCAGAACACGCUCGUGUGUCUGCCCACGGGCCUCGGCAAGACGCUGAUCGCGGCGGUAGUCAUGUUCAACUUCUACCGAUGGUUUCCGCGCGGGAAGAUCGUGUUCAUGGCGCCGACCAAGCCGCUCGUGAGCCAGCAGAUCCAAGCGUGUCACGACGUCAUGCCCAUCCCGCAGUCCGACAUGGCUGAGCUCCAGGGCAACGUCGCGCCCGCCAAGCGCAAACAGCUGUGGGCCACCAAACGCGUGUUCUUCUGCACCCCCCAGAGCCUCCAGAACGACAUCGAGCGCGGCAACUGCGACGUCCGGUCGUUCGUGUGCGUCGUCGUGGACGAAGCGCACCGCGCGACCGGCAACUACGCGUACGUGGUUGUAAUCAAGGCCAUCGCGGCCAAAGUGUCGGGGUUCCGCGUCCUCGCGCUGUCGGCGACGCCCGGCGCCAAGUUUGACGUGAUCCAGGAUGUGAUCACGAACCUGCGCAUCUCGCACAUCGAAUGCAAAAAUGGCGACGACCCUGAUGUCAG
Messenger RNA from Aphanomyces astaci, 818 nucleotides. RefSeq lists its product as hypothetical. Lineage: Eukaryota; Oomycota; Saprolegniomycetes; Saprolegniales; Verrucalvaceae. The annotation marks the transcript as partial. Gene Ontology annotation, molecular function: four-way junction DNA binding; ATP binding; four-way junction helicase activity. The transcript has a single exon. The record is from RefSeq and is a predicted model, not a curated record. Gene Ontology annotation, biological process: double-strand break repair via synthesis-dependent strand annealing; interstrand cross-link repair; replication fork reversal.